Molecule: messenger RNA, 11069 nt
Organism: Alexandromys fortis (reed vole)
Lineage: Eukaryota; Metazoa; Chordata; Mammalia; Rodentia; Cricetidae
Gene: Larp1b
Product: La ribonucleoprotein 1B
Exons: 11
Coding region: 133-2286 (717 amino acids)
Biological process (GO): positive regulation of translation
Cellular component (GO): cytosol; cytoplasmic stress granule
Molecular function (GO): RNA binding
Source: RefSeq, a predicted model, not a curated record
ACGCCUCGGCGGGCGGGUUCCGCGUCCCAGGACCGAAGCGGGUCGGUGCCCCCGCGUGGAGAGAGGGGCGGCCGGGCUCCCUGGACCCGGGCGGCCCCCGGCUGGGCAGGAGGCUGGGGCCAGGGGCCGGCCAUGUCCGCUCGCGCCCCGGUGCCCGCCGCUGCCCCCCGGGAGGACCCGCCCGCCGUGGCCGGCGACCGGGACGCGCUGUUGGCAGCGGCGAGUCGGCGGGCGGAGCAGCCGGCGCCCGGCGAGCGGGAGGGCAAGGAGGCGAGGGAGGAGCGGGCCGCGGCCGCCACCAGCGCGGGGGCGCGGGGAGAGCCGUCACCGGCGCUCGUGCUGGGACACAGCGUGCCGCAAGCGGCCGUGCCCGUGAGGCCGCUGGCGCUGCACCUGGCACACAAGGCGCGCGCGUCCGGGGGUCCCUUCGGCGGGGAGGCUCCACCGCCGCCGCCGCCUCCGCCGCCGCCAGCCCCGCGGGACCCUCCCGAGGACGCCCGAGAGGACCGUGCGGCCGCCGGCCCCGAGGACAAGCCACCGCCGCCGCCGCCAAAGGGGAACCCGUGGACCAAGAAGCUGCCGCAGCACCUGUCCCCCGUGGGCACCGGCGCGCCGCCGCCCGCUCAGGACGCCCCGGAGGCCGAGCUCAGUUCCCCAAAAAGUAUAAAAGCGGGAAAACUCAAGACAAAGAAAUCCAACAAGGCUAGUGACUUCAGUGAUAUGGCAAAUUGGCCAACACCAGGUGAAUUAGCGAACACGGGGUCUCAAAGUGUUAUCAGCCAAGGAAAUAAGAAACCACAAAUUAGAAAAGAAAAAGAAGAGAAGAUUGAAAAAAGAAGCAACUGUGAGAGCAAAGAGAACCGGGAAGCAAAACUAGAUGGUCCUGUUGAGAAUGUCAGCGAAGACGAGGCUCAGUCAAGCAGCCAGCGGAAGAGAGCUAAUAAGCACAAAUGGGUACCACUACACUUAGAUGAUGUGAGACCAGACAGCCAGGAAAGACCUGGGUCCCGGAACAGCUCAAGAUGUCAACCUGAAGCAAAUAAGCCAGCUCACAGUAAUAGGAAAAGUGAUAUACGAAGUUGGAGACGGGAUAGAGAAAAGAGAGAUGAUCAAGAUGAAGUAUCGAGUGUGAGAAGUGAGGGUGGCACCAUCCGAGGUUCUGCAAGAGGCCGCGGAAGAGGCCGGGGCCGCGGAAGAGGCCGGGGUCGAGGAAACCCUAGAUUGAACUUUGAUUAUUCCUAUGGUUAUCGAGAGCCAGGGGAAAGAACUGAUCAGCCAUUUCCCACAGAGCUUAACACCAGCAUGAUGUAUUACUACGACGAUGGCACAGGUGUGCAGGUAUAUCCUGUGGAAGAGACACUGCUUAAAGAGUACAUUAAGCGCCAGAUUGAGUAUUACUUCAGCACAGAGAACUUGGAGCGGGACUUCUUUCUUCGCAGAAAGAUGGAUGAGCAGGGAUUCCUGCCUAUUUCCCUGAUUGCUGGUUUUCACCGUGUGCGAGCUCUCACCACAAACCUUAAUCUCAUCUUGGAGGCACUGAAGGAUAGCACAGAAGUAGAAAUUGUGGAUGAGAAAAUGAGGAAAAAGAUAGAACCAGAAAAAUGGCCAAUCCCAGGCCCUCCUCCACGAAAUGUGCCACAAACAGACUUUUCUCAGUUGAUUGAUUGUCCGGAGUUCAUACCAGGGCAGGCCUUUGGCUCCCAUACAGAGUCUGCCACAAACUCUCCAAGAAUUAGAAGUCCACUGAGCCCAAAGAACAAUACUGAAACAAGUACUCUCCGAGUGAUGUUGAGAGGUUUGUCUGCCAGCCUGCCUGACCUGGACUCAGAACCCUGGGUAGACGUGAAAGAGAGGCAUCCUCCAUCCCCAGUCACAUUAAAGGAAUCAAUAUCUAUACUUGAAGAGACAUCAAGUCAACUAACCUUUCCAGACCCAGAACAAGAAGAACGUGACUUUUUGUUUGAUGAAGAGAUGGAACAUACAGAAAGAAGGAAAAUGACAGUCAAUGAUUGGUCUGAUGGUGACUCAGAUUUUGAAAUUGAUGACCAAGAUUUAAACAAGAUUUUGAUUGUGACUCAGACACCACAUUAUAUGAGAAAGCACCAUGGAGGCGAUCGAACAGGCACCCUUACAUCACAAGCAAACAUUACAUCAGAACUUGCUGAAGUGAUUAACGAUGGCUUAUAUUACUAUGAACAGGACCUGUGGACGGAAAGUGAAAAUGCAUGCACAGCCAUAAAGGUAACGAUUUCUGGUGAGCAUCUUUCUGCUGAUAGUUUGCUUUGAUUGCAUGGUAUUACAUGUUUUCUUAAACUUACUUAUGUCAUAAGAUUUGUUGUAUAAAAUUAUACACAAUUUAAAAUUCUUGGAAAUAGUCACAACCAGAGGAGUAAUUUUAAGUGAUAUAUGAAUACUGUCAGCAUCAAAAAAUAGAAUUUUCUGAAGGGGGGGUGGGGGCGAAGGGAGGGGACAAAAAAAAGCAAAAAAAAAAAUAGAAUUUUCUGACUAAAAAAUGUAAUUUUUCAUGAAGGAAUAAAAAAGUUGCUAUAGACAGGCCUACUUGAUAUGUUCAUUCCAUUCUCUUGCCUAAAUGUUAAGCUAAGAUAGAAGAGAGAGCCAAAAUAGCUGUCUGGGCUCCAGAUCUCUUUAACUUGUAGGAGUGUGAGCAGGUCUUUUUCUGCUGUUAAACUUUUCAGAGAGGCUUCCAAAGGUAAACAUGAGAGUGAGUGUUGAAACAAUGAGGGAAGGUGACAUCAAAUAGGAGGGAAAUCAGGCAGCCGUAAAGAAAAGCUGCCAGCUAGUGUUUGAACAGAGGGACUGCCUAUCCUGGGCUUGUGAAUAAGAGACACGAUCUCCUUGGAAUCACCAUUACUGCUUAUGGCCACUGCCUUUUCAGAGAAACCGCCUCAGGUAGGUCAUGUCAAAUGUUUUAAAGCUUAUACAGUUUUCUGCCAGUCUUGCUACUGUGGGAAAGGAAGUAUGAUUUUUGUUUUCAUUCGUUUUGGGUUUUUUUUGGGGGGGGGUGUUUUUGGUUUUUGUGGUUUUUUUUUUUUUUUUUUUUUUUUUUGGUCAGGGUUUUUCUGCAACAGCUCUGGCCUGGAACGAGCUCUAUAGACCUGGCUGGCCUUGAACUCACAGAGAUCCACCUGCCUCUGCCUUGGAGUGAUAGAAUGAGAGGCAUGCACCACCACUGCCCAUCUUGUAUGUAUGUUUUUAUGAGGUUUAGAUAGUAGGGUUUUAUUCAUAAAAAUUCAUUUGUGUGUGUAUACACAUGCAUGCAAAGGUGGGCAAAUUCACUCAUGUCUCAUUGCAAGUGUGGAGGUCUGAGGACAACUUGAAGGAGUUGAUUUUCUCCUUCCGUGUAGGUCCUAGAAAUGGAACUCAGGUCCUCAGGCCUGGCAGGGAGCACCCUUAUUUGUUUCUGAUGCUUGUUUUUAGAAGUGAUGUCUGUAUGGAAUCAUUUUUGUAACAGAAUCAUAAAUAUAUUCUACUAAUUGCUGGGCUGGGAGGCAGGCCUGUAUAAUCAACCACAAAGAAACCAAUAGGAGCAGUAUAAGUUCAAGGGUAGCCUGAACUUGGAUAUAGCUCAGUGAUAAAUGAUUAGCGUGUUUGAGGCUAAUUCCAUGACGAAAUCAUUGUCCUGUAUCUAAAAGAAUAAACAGGUUGGUAUUGGAUUAGAUAGAAUGGGCCUCUGGAAAGAGUCAAGUUAGAGUGAAAUCAGAUAUAUAAGAAUGAAAUGAGCAAAAAGCAGGAAAAAUUAUUUCAGGAAGAGGAGUCACUGAAGUGUGAGUGAUCUGAAAAAGGGCAGCUGUGAAAAUUGAGAAACCAGUUUGCCCAUAGCUGUAUAAAAUGGUAAUUAAGGUUGUGAAGGCAGAGUCAGAUUAGAUUAGAAUUUGUAGACCACGUUAAAUAGUGUGGAAUUAUCAAAAGCUCAAGUGCAGGUUUACAGAUACACUAUGACGUAAUCCUAUUUUUAUUUUUUUAAAAAAUCACUGUUCUCCAUAGCACAGGAAAUAGGUUAUAUGGGGACGAAAAUGGCGGGAGGCUAUUAACAGGUUUUCCGUCUAGGAGAUGGAGAAUGAUAAUCUUAGUUAAACUGGUAGCACAGGAAAUAUGAAUUACAUCUGAGCCUUGAUGGAUAAGAGAGAAGAAUCAGGUGUGUCAGAAACUGGACGGUUGAUUCUGUAGGUAUGCAGAGUAUGCCAGGAUGUGUUAAUAAAGAAGUAUUGGUGGUUCCAGAAGCUGUGUUGAACGGGUGUGAUAGGGGCAGGUGCAUAUAUCUUUAUAAAACCAGUGAAGUAGCCAUGUGAUAGAUGAUGAGACGAGACAUCUUAAAAUCUCCAAAGAUCUAUAAGGCACCUGAAUGAAAUGCAGGAGCUUGUUUUCCUGAAGAUUGUGGCUGAGCUCCACUGUGUAAGUUUGGCUGUGGGAGACUGUAUUUAUGCUCUUCCCUAAAUUCAAAAACGAAAACAAACAUUAAAUACAUUCUCAGUGAAGAACUUUGCCUUUUCUUCUUUUCCCUUAGGGAAUAGAACAUUUUUUUGAUUGUUUUAAGCAGAAUAGGGAAGGAAAAUAAAUUACACUAGAGUCACAUUCCUGUAGCCCAAGUAUAUUGUUUCAAUGACUGAAGUGAUUGGGAGUAAGCAGUUAGAUGUACUAGCUGAUCUUCCAAAGAACCUCGGUUCAGUUCCCAAAACUGUCUUCUGCACACAUGGUGAGCAUUUAUAUAAUCAGUCAAAAAACUCAUAUACAUAGAAUAAAAGUAAAUAAAAGUUAGAAAAAAAUAGGUGGAGAGCUUCCUCAUGCAUGUGCAUACACAUGUACACACACAAACACAUAAAUAUCAAUUAUUAAAUAUGCUUUAAAAAGUUAAUGAGAACCUGUCAAUUUCACAGGUGCCCACUAUAAGCAAAUUUAGAUCACUUUGAAUCAGCUUUAUUUCUGGAACACAAGGUAUUUACUUAAAGUUGUUUUAUAAGGAAAGAGUAGCACAAAGUUAAUAAUUGCCACAUGUGAGAAUGAGCACAGGAGGACCAUCCCUUAAAGUAAUUGGUGAUGGAAUUACUAAGCAAAUGUGGAUUGCCUGUGUUUUUCUAUACUUACUCAAGAGCAGAGUGUGGUGGCACACAAUCCUAGCAUUUGGGAAGCAGAGGCAGGCAGAUCUCUUUGAAAUUAAAAAAUACAAAUAAUAAGCAUUAAAAUCAAUUGAUGGGAUUAGCAGUAUAUUAGAUUCAGUAGAAAACAUGAAGACUGAACAUGGGAGAUUGGGAAUCUGAAGCAACAUGAAAAGCAGGUGCAAGAGGGUACCAGAUCUCUUUAUAGAUGGUUGUGAACCACCAUGUGGUUGCUAGGAAUUGAACUCAGGACCUCAGGAAGAGCAGUAAUGCUCUUAACCUCUGACCCAUCUCUCCAGCCCCUUAAAAAAAAACUUGCAAACUCCAAACUAGAAAGAAAGAAAGAAAGAAAGAAAGAAAGAAAGAAAGAAAGAAAGAAAGAAAGAAAGAAAGAAGGAAAGAAAGGAAGGAAGGAAGAAAGGAAGAAAGGAAGAAAGGAAGAAAAUAAGAAAGGAAAGAGAGAGAAAGAAAAAUAAAAAAGGCUGCUGGGGUGGUUUGCUUAGUACAAAUAUUUAAGUAGCUGAUGUAAGCAGGUUGUCAAGAGUUUAUGAAAGUACAACAAGUCAUUUACAUGUGAGACAUUGAGGAGACAAGCGAGAUGAACAGGAUAAGUGUACAUCAUCAGAUCAGCACAAUCUCCACCAGCAUCCAGAUGGCUUUGUGUGUUUGUGUGUGUGUGUGUGCGUGUGUGUUCAUGCAACAGUUAACAAAGUGAUCUGAAAUUCAUGUGAAAUUUUAAAUAAUUUGGGAUCGUCAGAACAAACUUUACAGAGAACAAAGUUAGGCUGUGGAUGCUACUCACUGGCAGAAGGCUUAACUUGAACUCUAGCAAUCUCUGUAUUGUGUUCUUAGCACAGCCAGACAAAGAAUGAAAGAAAGAAAAUAUUGUAAAGUGUUUAGCUUUGUUCUUAAUAAAACUAUAAUUACCAAAACAGUAGUACUAGCAUAAAGUUUAGGUAUAUGUGUGUUUGAAUGUGUCAAAAAUUCUUAAAUGUCUAUCAAUCAAUUUACAUUUAAUGGGGGAAGAAUAUUUGUUUGUAGUGGAAGGAAAUUUGGAUAUCUGUGCCAAAUAAUAAAGUCGUUUAGGUCUUCCCCUUUAUCAGAAUUAAAAAAAAAAUGAUCUAGGCUGGGUCUUGUGCCUUCUAAUUCCAGCACUUGGUGGGUGGAAGAUAGAGAAUUAGGAGUUCCAGGUGAUCUUCAGCUAUCCACAGUAAAUUUGAGGCCAUCUUAAUCAAAUGAGACCAUAUCUCAAGAAAACAAACAAAACAAAAUGAUUACUAGGAUUAGAAGAGUAAAUGUUAGUGCAAAAGGCAUGAAACACGUUUUCUGUUGGCAUUGUUUUGUUGUGCUGUGAAUGGACGCUGACACUCUUCACAAAGCUGAGAAGGAAAUGCAAUAAAGAAUUUGAGAUUAGCAUUCAGAAUAGUCUACAUGCAAACUCACAUUCUUGAUGGAAAUUAACUUAGUGGGUUUUAUACAUAAAUGUAAAGUAAAACUUAUGGAAACUCAGAUUAUAUGAGAAAAUCUGAAUGUCCUUGGGAUUGUAUGUUUUUUGUAUGAUAGCAAAGUUUUAUCUAGGGAAAUAAUGUCUGAACACUAGACUUCAUUAAGCUUAAAAGCAUAUGCAGUAUGAAAGGAACUGCUAAGAGAUAGGAAAAACAACCAGACUAGGAGGAAAUAGUUGUCAAAAAAAAAAAAAAAAAGGUCGACAAAGCACCCUGACCAAAAAUAUGUACAAAGGCCAUUUAAAAUAAGAAAUCAAACUGGUUUAAGGGUAGUCAAAAAUGCUGGGCACAGCCGCAUACUCCUGAAGUGCCAGCACUUGGAAGGAGAGGUAAGAGGAUCAAGAGCUUAAGGUCACCCUCUACUAUGUAACAGAUUUGACACUUACCUGGGACUGUAUGAGAUUCUGUGUGCGAGACAAAACUGCCCCAAAAGCCAAAGAAAAAAAGGUAGCAAGGGAGACUAUGAAAAGAUGUUCCACUUGGGGAGUUACAGUCAGAACACAGGGUGCUGUAACACCCCAUUAAGAUCAUCAAACACCAAUCCAGGGAGCAUACCAAAUGCAAUGACGGGAAGUGGGUAGCUUGUGGGGGUGCAAAAUAACAAGCAUGGUCACCUUAUUUCAACUGUUUCUUAGAAAUUGUAAUAACUUUUACAAAAUUAAAGCAAGCAAAUUUACCACACAAAUUGGAGUUUAUAACCAUACAUGUACAUGGAUAUUAGCAGCUUUAGCCAUAUUGCCUAAACUUGGAUAUAAUCAAGAUAACUCAAAGGAGGUCAGUAAGUAAGCCAUGGUGCAUUCAGUCAAUGAAUUCUUAUUUAUUGCUUUAUGUAAUUGAACAAUCAAGUUGAGGAAAUAUAGAGGUAAGUAUUAAGAUCGUGUUUCUGAGUGAAACCAAUCUGAAAAGGCUGCUCAAUGUAUGUGAUUCCAGCUGUGGCAUUCUGUAGAACCAACUGGAGACAGAAAAAGAGCUUGUCAGAGACGUGGGAAGGGUCGAGAAGACAGCAGACGACUCUCAGGGCAGUGUAGCUAGCUGAUCAUUAGUUUGUCAGCAUGUAGAAUAUGCUCCUUUAUGAACGAACUGUGAACUUUGAUGUUGAUGUCAGUUUGUCAGUUUGAAGCAGUUUGCCUUCUGGACUGCUCAUUGACAGUGGGAAGGGCGUGCUUGCAUGAGUGCAGUGAUGUGUGACAGUAACUGUACUUUGCCCAGCUCUGCUCUGCUCCUAAAACUACUCUAAGUACAAAGGCCUAUUGUUCACAAAUGAGGUGUACAAAAAGUACUAAAGGGGACUGGAGAGAUGGCUCAGAGGUUAAGAGCAUUGCCUGCUCUUUCAAAGGUCCUGAGUUCAAUUCCUGACAACCACAUGGUGGCUCACAACCAUCUGUAAUGAGGUCUGGUGCCCUCUUCUGGCCUGCAGAUAUACACACAGGCAGAAUAUUGUAUACAUAAUAAAUAAAUAUUUAAGAAAAAGAAAUAUGUAUCUAUCUCCUAAGGAAUUGUGUUUAGAUUAUGUAAAGACAAGUCAAACAACCCACCUAAAACUGAGGCAGAAUUUAAGCAUUUUUCCAAAGAAGAUGUAGGAUCAGGAGAGUGAAAACCUAAAUCAAAAAUCCAUGUCUUCAUACCAAUAACAUGACUAUUAGUUACUAUUUACAGAAGACAGAUACUGAAGUACCAUUGAGGAUGGGGAGGAAUUAAAGUCCCUCUCCCUGCCCCCGGUAUAUAAAAUAGAGCACCCAGUUUGGAAGACAGUUUGGUAAUCACAUGACCCAGCAAUCCCAUUCCUACAUGUGUGAACCAAGACAAAAAUACUUGAGCACAAAUAUUCAUUAUAACAUGUUAAAAGCAAAAACUCAAAUCUCUGCAGCUGAUAGAUGUGGUGUAUACCUAGAGUAGAACGAGAGUAAUCGUUGUGAGGGGUACAGCACGAAAGAUUAUGGGUUAUAGGUUUUGAGCCUCUUUAUACAGGAUAUCCAUGGAUAGAGUGUACUUUACAGUUUCCUUGGAUGCAGGUUGUGGGACAUGUAAGAAAUGUGGAGUGAAUGCUGAUGAGUGCUGGCCAUCUUUGGGAAUUUAAGAGCUAAGUGUGUAAAAAUGAAUUGUCUAUGUGAAUUACACAUGUUAAAUGAUAGCAGAGGGGGUGGAGUGGCAUGUGCCUGUAGUCCCAGUUUACAUCAGGAUUGUUUGAGGCCGUCAACAAAUCCAACAUUCAUGUCGAUGGAUGAUGUAACCCUGUUAGCAUAUCAGUACUAUUCAAAUUAAUCUUGGUUUGGUUUUUCGAGACAGGGUUUCUCUGUGGCUUUGGAGCCUGUCCUGGAACUAGCUCUGUAGACCAGGCUGGUCUCGAACUCACAGAUCCACCUGCCUCUGCCUCCGAAGUGCUGGGAUUAAAGGCAUGCGCCACCACCGCCCGGCUCCCUGUCAAAAUCUUGACAGCACUUUUUCUUUCAGACAUUGAAAUAUUUGACCAAAAACUUACUGCCCUCUGUAAAACAUUCUCAAAAAAGAAUAAAGUUGAAAUAACUGAAUGUGGUGCAAGCUUGUAACGCCAGCACUCAGACUGAGCAAGGAGAAAGGGAGGCUGCUAGUGAGAAUGGUCUAAGGGAGGGGAGAUUAGUGAGACAGCUCAGCAGUGCAGCCUAGUCUUGCAGAGGACCUGAGUUUCCUGUGCUUGGCAGCUCCCAACCCCCUGUGUAUCCAUGACCGUUUUCUGGGCUCUGAGCCCUAGGCAUAUACUCAGUGCUUAGACAUACUUGGCAGGCACUCACACUUAAAAACCCAACUAUUAAUGGCGGAGAAAGAAGGACACUCCAAAUGUGCUACAAAAUUCUGGGGAGAGCUUUGAAAGAGACCUCCAUGGAUGUACCAAAUGAUUCUAAAGAAUCCUGUUGUGAAUGUGUACAUGUAUGUGUACGUGCAUGCAGGUGUUGUGCUGAAUACUUCUGUGACAGCUUAUGACAUGAGGAAAACGUGCAGGAGUCCAUUUUCUCGCUUAACCAGCUGGGUUUCCAAGGUUGAAUAGAUGUCAGGCAUAAACAAGUGUCUAUCUUCCACUGAGCCAUCUUGCUGGACCUCAAAUGAUUUUGUGUGUGUGUGUGUGUGUGUGUGUACCAAGGACAGUCAAUGGAGACAAAAUCUCCUCAAAUGGUUUUGGAAAAACUAUGAAUCCAAAUGUAAAAACAAUACACUAUAUUUUUUAAAAACUUGAAAUUGGAUGAAAUGCUUAAAUAUAACACCCAUAACUAUAAAACACUUAGGAAAGCAGUUCUUUUAGACUGUGUGUUGCAGCACUUGGGGGGGGGGGGAGGUUCAGCAGCCUUUCACAAGAGUCGAAUAUUAGGUAUUCUGCAUAUCAGACAAUUUAUGAUUUAUAGCAUUACAAAAUUACAGCUAUGUAAUUACAGUUACAUUUUAUUACAUAAAAUGAUUUUAUGGUUGGGUUCACCACAACAUGAGGAACAGUAUUUAAGGGGCACAGCAUCAAGGUGGUGCUAAUUUUGAAGAAGGCCGGCCGUAGCGAAGAGCUUUCUGACAUUCCACUAAUCAGUAGUUUCUUGUAUAUCACAUGUAUAAAACAUGAUAAGGAAUUGUCUUGUAUAUAUAAAGAACACCUACAAUUCUAGAGUAUAAUUUAAUUUUCAAAAUUUAAUAUAUCAAAGGACUUGUAUAGGUAACUUCCUAAAGAUAAUAUAAAAUGGCUUAUAAAUAUUUUUAAAUCUAUUCAGCAUUUUCAUUAAGCAUAUAAAUGUAAAUAAACCCAUGAGAUAGUGCUCUAUUCAGUUAGCUACAAGAUAAAACAUAGAUGAACCUGAAGACUGCAUGCUAUGAGAAAUACUCAUCGACAAAAGAGAAUACUGCAUGAUUCCAUUAAUGUGGAGCAUGUAGCUAGAGAUGGAUAUUGGUUAAAGCUGAGAGAAGAGGGGAAUUAUAAAUUGCUAUUAAGUGAAUAUAUGAUAUCAGUUUUGUUAGAUGAGAAUAUUAGAAAUGUUAUAACAAUGUCUCUAUUCUUAACAGUAAUAAAGUGCACACAAAUAGUUAAGAUGGUAAACUUUACAUGGUUUUUAAAUUAAAAUGUAAAAGCCUCUUCACAAAUAAAUAUCACCAAAAGAAAAUUUAAGAUGAAUCAGAAUGUACUCAGAAGUAACGUGGAGACACAAAGCAUUACUUGUGCUGGAAAUACCCUGUUGCAGUGGCAGAGGGCAAGUUAGGGCUGGGGACAAGCUUGGUGGCCGUGCACUUACCUGCCUGGUGUGUUCCAGGCCCUUGGUUCAAUCCCCAUUAGUGUAAAUUUAAGUUGAAAUUCAUCAAAAAAGAUGUAACAUAAUUCAUUAUAUUUAAUAAAAAUGUUUUGGAUAAAUGAAAAGGUUCACAGAACAAAUCCAUUGUCAAAGUGAUUAAUUCUAUAAGUAUAUAUGGAAUGAUCAUGCAAUAAAAAUUGUAUAGAAACGGU